Molecule: messenger RNA, 537 nt
Organism: Monopterus albus (swamp eel)
Lineage: Eukaryota; Metazoa; Chordata; Actinopteri; Synbranchiformes; Synbranchidae
Gene: grem1a
Product: gremlin 1a, DAN family BMP antagonist
Exons: 1
Coding region: 1-537 (178 amino acids)
Biological process (GO): animal organ morphogenesis
Molecular function (GO): receptor ligand activity; BMP binding
Source: RefSeq, a predicted model, not a curated record
AUGAAGACACUACCAGUAUUGAUCGCUGCAGUUGUCUUAGUGCUGCUGCUCGGCCCACUGAGUUUAGAUGCUGUGAACUUUCAAAGCGCUUCACCAAAUUUAAACAAGUACAACCCAAAUGAUUCGGAGAGGUGCCUACAGCCCCCAGUCGGUGGCCUAAUUUCCCGCGGGCCGGGGCCUGCAUCCACAACCGAUGAGGUGCUGGAGUCCAGCCAGGAAGCGCUGCAUGUAACGGAGCGCCGGUACCUGCGCCUGGACUGGUGCAAGACGCAGCCUCUCAAGCAGACUAUCCACCAGGAGGGCUGCCUGAGCCGCGCCAUCAUCAACCGGUUCUGCUACGGACAGUGCAACUCCUUCUACAUCCCAAGGCACAUUUACCAGGACGGAAACGCCUUUCAGUCCUGCUCUGCCUGCAAACCCAAAACUUUCAGCACUAUUACGUACACCCUCUUCUGUCCGGGACAGACGCCCAGCACCAGGAAGAAACGCGUCCAGCGUAUAAAGCAGUGCCGAUGCACAGCAAUAGACGCGGAUUAG